UUGAGGUGUGGCCUCACAGCUACAACUCGCCUUGUCCAGGUCACUGGUGAAUGUAUUAACUGGGACUGGCCCCAGUGCUGAGCCCUGGGGAACACCAUUGGUGUCCAGUCAGUUUGGAUCUAACUCCAUUCACCAUACUUUUUUACUCUGUGCAGCUGUCCAAGCCGUGAGCAGCCAAUUUCCCCAAGAUAAUUUUUUUGAUCUUGUACUUCUUCUGUUUCCUUACAAGCAUUUCAACAAACUGUAUGAGUGAGUAUCUCAGUGAUUUGGAAUCAUGCUUUUGAUCUGAGAGAUCUUGAGUUUGUUCAGAUGCUGGUAUCUUUUUGAAACUACAAUUAAUUAUUCCUACAGUAAGGUUAGUUCCAGUGCUUUAAUGAUGCUGAUAUGCUUAGUACAUUUCCCUCAGACUGUGGACUGGAUGCCUCCUGUCUCUACCCACUUAGGUGUGCCACUAGAAGUUAUCAUUCUGAGUCAUCCAUUGCCACUCCUGAGCUUGGGAGCCUCUGUUUCUCCUGAAACUCCCAGUGGAGCUGCUCGUGAAAACACAGCCCUGCUUUCGUUAGGAUGAUCUAAAUGAGGUUAAGCAGUAGGUAUUUGCUGAUCCAGCUCAUUUUCACAAAAGCCUUUCAGACCAUGUUUAUGUGAGCAGACAGAUUUAGGAAAUAUUAUCUGGCAAAGGAGCACUGAUGAGCUGCAAGGACUUGAGCUGGUGAAUGUGUCCUUUUUCACUAACACAAGGUUUUAAAGCUUUGUCUUCAGUGUACUGCAGUGCUGCUGAUGGUGUUGAAUUAGUACUCAUUAAAUUAGUCCUAUAAGAGAAGAAAUCAAUCAGUACUUCUCUAGCAAUUUGUAUUGUACUGUACCUGUUAUUUGAAAGUGUAACUCCACACUUGAAAGUUGUGUAGUUGCUUAAAACAGUGUGUUAACCAAGAUUUUAAAGAAGUGUUGAAUAACAUGAUAUUCACUGUUCAGUUGGUAAUAUCCAGUUUGGGAACUCUUACUAAUUUUCAAAAGCAGAUUUAAGUAUAUAAUAAAUGUGUUCCAGUAUACUUCCAGUAUAUAUAUAUAUAUGUAAAAUCCAUGGCAGAUUGUAGGGUUGAAUUCUGAUUUGUUUCGGGGGAAUAGUAUUUUAUAUAUCACAAUUCAAAAAUAAACUGAUUGUGUUAGUGGGGUAGAAGGAAUUUAUUUUCCUAUGAAAGGUAAUACCUCUAGAAUGUUGAAAAUAAAUCAGUGAAAUUUUAGGAACACAGUUUUUUGUUGGAAAACCAGCCUGUGAUAUUUUGUUCAAAGCUCAAGAUUUAAAACAUGCUACUGAAUAAUGGUAAAUAAAAUGGAAAAUGCUGAAUUUACCUUCCUGUUUGUUGCUGGGUUAUGGUUUAUUUAUGUCUGUGUGUUACUAAUUAAAUGUUGAGCAUCAAAAAUUAAGCAAUGAGCUUUAUGUCAACAGUGUCUUAAAAACUAUUUUUAAUAUGCUUAUGUAGUAUCUUAGGGUAAUCUUUAAUGGUUUGGAAAACAACAGGGAAAAGUAAAAUGCAAACAUCGUUGCCAACGUGUCAUAAGUUUUGAAGCAUAAUUAAAAGUUGGAAUUUUAAAGGAUUUAGGCACUAAAGAUAAGCUGCUAGCAUUUAGUGGUGCAGCAUCAGCAAUAUUUUUAUACAUGUAUUGAGUCUCAGUUCAACAUUUGAACUGAUUUUACAGUUAGUAAAAUAAAAUGCUUUCCAGUUUAAUGAAAUAUAAUUUUAUGCUCCUACAUGAAACCUUUAUGAUUUACUUCUGUACAUCAGCUGUUACUUGCACUUUUCUUGUAACCACAGUAUUUAUAUACAUAUAUAUACAUAUAGACCUGCUCAGAAUGUUUGCCGUUAGUUACUUUGAAAUCUCAUUAAAACUAACCUGGAAGUGAAUUUCAGUUCUGAGGUUUGGAAUAUGUUUAUUAGAGUUUUUGAGGAAAGAGUUUGAAACAACCAAGUACUGGGAAGCAGCAGGCUAUGCAAAAUAAAAUAAUUCAGUUUGAGGCAAAGAUUUGUGUUUAUUAGCAUUUCCUUUAAGGUGAAGGUUGUCCUUUUAAUUUGAUAUUAAAAAUUUAGUUUUGAAUGAUGAGUUACACUUGAAAGUUUCUUGAAACCAGAUGUUGCUGGUUAAACUUAGUUUUGUUUUUUAGGAACCAUAAAAAAAUUAUAUAAAAAAUAAUUAAAACAUGUUUACCAGCUGCCUGAACUGUAUUUUCUGGAUGUUGAUGUUGAAUGUGGCUAUUUUUGGGGUUGAUGUGCUUUGAAAAUAGAUGUUGCAAAGCAGAGCCUUCAGGAUCACUGGAAAACGCUGCCUGCAUGAACACGUGUGUAUAUAAGUUUGUGGUAGGCUUCUGUUCUAUCCUUGUGACCUGAAUAGCUGGAUCAGUUUCUACACAGGGAUUGAAGGAGGGGGAAUAAAGUGAAAAACAAGCUAGGAAAUGUCACAAAAGUUCCGGAAAAAAUACUCAGAAAUCUCCCAAGCCGAGAUGUGCUGUACUUGUUAAAGAAGGAUCAGAGGCAGAGCUGGGCACAUGAUCUCAAGCUGCUCAAUGCAAAUGAGAGAGCGUAUCCUUAGGUUUUUGGCACAAGGGGUUCCUCACUGUUCGAAGCAUGCUAUCAGCUAAACCAGUUCUGGAUGCAGUGCAAGCUUUGGCAGCAGAAGAAAUGCUUGGGUACUCUCUGAAGAUUGAAGGCGAUGAGGUUUGCUGGGAUGGGUAAUCUUCUUAAGGUCCUUACCAGGGAAAUUGAAAACUAUCCACAUUUUUUCCUGGAUUUUGAAAAUGCACAGCCCACGGAUGGAGAAAGGGAGGUCUGGAACCAGAUCAGUGCAGUUUUACAGGACUCUGAAAGCAUGCUUGCAGACCUUCAGGCUUACAAAGGAGCUGGACAAGAAAUUAGAGAUGCAAUACAAAAUCCCAAUGAUAUCCAGCUGCAAGAAAAAGCAUGGAAUUCAGUCUGUCCCCUGGUUGUAAGGCUAAAGCGCUUUUAUGAGUUUUCACUCAGAUUAGAGAAAGCCCUGCAGAGUUUACUGGAAUCCUUGACAUGCCCUCCUUACACUCCAACUCAGCACCUGGAACGGGAACAAGCUCUAGCAAAAGAGUUUGCGGAAAUCUUACAUUUUACUCUUCGUUUUGAUGAACUUAAGAUGAGAAACCCAGCAAUUCAGAAUGACUUCAGUUAUUACAGGCGGACAAUAAGUCGCAACAGAAUAAACAACAUGCAUCUAGACAUUGAGAAUGAAGUGAACAAUGAAAUGGCCAAUAGGAUGUCACUGUUCUAUGCAGAAGCCACACCGAUGCUGAAAACCCUCAGUAACGCAACAACACAUUUUGUAUCAGAAAACAAAACAUUACCAAUUGAAAAUACAACGGACUGUCUAAGUACUAUGGCCAGUGUAUGUAAAGUCAUGUUGGAAACACCAGAGUACAGGAGUAGAUUCACCAGUGAAGAGACCCUUAUGUUCUGCAUGCGAGUAAUGGUGGGAGUUAUUAUCCUGUAUGAUCACGUCCAUCCUGUGGGAGCUUUCUCAAAGACAUCAAAGAUUGAUAUGAAGGGAUGCAUAAAAGUUUUAAAGGAACAACCGCCUGACUCUGUGGAAGGACUCCUGAAUGCUCUCAGGUUCACUACAAAACACCUGAAUGAUGAAUCUACUUCAAAACAAAUUCGAGCUAUGCUGCAGUAGUACCCAGAGACAAGUAGAUGUUUGUAUUGAUCACAGAAGAUGUGUAUGUUUACAUAAUUUAAUACAGUUUGAUGUUAAUACUUGUGUGUAUUUACAUAACCAUUUUCUUCACACUGCUAAAACAUAUGAAUCUCUUUGUAACCUGACUGACUUAUAUAGUGCAACCUAAGUUUUUUUUCUAGCCUUUAUCUUUUGACUGUUAAAAUACUUUUUUACUUAGAUACUUCAGUUAUGACACUUUAUCUGUGCAUUUUAAUCCUUAAACACCUCCUCUAUCGGAUAAGUAAUAGUGAAGAGAAAAUGGAAAUCAAACUGAAAUGUCAAAGGUACCACAGAAAAGGAACUUUAAAGAAGAAAGUUAAUAUAAGAGAAAGCAAACUUCAUUUGGUAUGUUUUAAAGAACAUGUGCACAGUUUUUUUGGUCAGUUUUAACAUCUUGUCAAACUAGUAUGAAUAGGAGAAUACCAGACUGUUCAUCACUCUCAUAAAAUGCAUUAUCUUUCCUGUAAUAAGUGGAGAUCCACCUAAUUUUAAGGAUUAUAUGCUGUCUGGCAACCAAAAAUGUAUUUCAAACAGGUAAUUUUACAGUAUAACCCAUACCUUUCAACAGCUGAGGAAAUUCAUAUCCUUUUUCAGAUGCAGUAUAAAUAAACAGAAAAUAUGCUUAAAGAUCACUGUUAGAUUUUGAAAACUCUGUAUAAUUUUAUUAGAUUUAGAAAGGAAAGGGAAAAUACUAAUGCCUUGACUUAACUGGAAAAAGUUUGUCAGUGUAAAAAGUUUGUCAGUGUAAAUAUAUCACAGUGAGCAUUAACUACCAGACAGCUCUAGCCAGUAAAUAAUUUUUGGGUGAUCUAAACUAGUCCACUCUUCUGUAGCAAACUUCCCUGAUGUCAAAUCGGCCACAUCAGACCAGAGAUGGUUUAAAUUUAAGAGCUGAUCUGUUCUUAGGAGCUCUAUUAAGUUCCUGAUAGUGUUACUCAUUAGAUGAUUCAGAGUCAACACAAAAAUAAUUAUCAGCUGGCUGCUCUUCACUGACUUUUGAGAUGUGAUACUUAAAGAAGUUAAGUUCCUUGCUGAGUUUCUGGUAGAUUUUCCAGUUAAUGGAAUAGAAAUACUUUGCCAAAAGCAGCAAAGUGCUCAUGCUCUGUUAAGUGUGUCUACUGGGUGGUCUGCAGUUGCUGUACAUAUUCUUGCAGAAGUCACGUUCUGAAAAUGUGUUUGAUUUUGUGUACUUUGCUUGCAUGUAUGUGUGGAAACUCCAGUGCUUGUGCACAGAUUCAGAUUUGUAUUUGCUUAUUCCCAUAUAGAUAAAUCAGGGUUUGUGUGCUUUCACUGGAAUUUUCAUGCAAUCUCUUCUAAAAACAUUGCCAUAAGACUUUGAAGAUGCAUUUGGUGUGCUAGAACUCGGCUGCACUGUGGCAAACUGUGUCAUUGAACUCAGUCCUUAAAAAAUAUUAAUGUCACAAGUUCUCUGGAGUAGGGAUUGACUUGAGAGCUUGUUUCUGAGCAGAGCAACCCCUGUGAGGUUUCUUAGACCCAAUCAGAAACCACAGGUGCCAAUGUCAUGCAUGUCCUGAUACUGGACAGCACCACGAUGUCAUCCAUCAUUCAUGUCACACCUCUGCAGCUGCAGCAGGCGGUUGCUAUAUUGUUGUUGGAGAGUUAGAACUCACUCACAUUAGAUCUUUUUAUUUUUGUGAAAGCAAUGACCACACUUUUUUCACAGUAGUAAAUCCACUGUUUACAGGCUCCAUUUUUAAUGGGGGGACAUUUAAAAAUGUAUGUUAGGGAAAUCCUGCUUUGUUCAUAGUCACUUCCCAUUAGGUAAAUUAGGUGGAUGACAGGCCAUUCUGUUGAGCUUUGGUAACUGAAGUUAAUAUAUGCUUAACUGCAUUUUUUUGUCAAUGAAGUCUUAAAUCUUUAAGUAGCCCAGAGGAAAACUAUUUGUCACUUGUAUAAUAAAAAUGUAAACCUUAAAACAUUCUGUGAGUUGUCAUGUGCUGUUUGCUGAAGUUACAGGAUUUCUUUGCCUGCUUUGAUGUUUUUGUACAGAAGUUUGUUUGAAAUAAUAAAAAAUUUGGUACAGUAAA
Messenger RNA from Parus major (Great Tit), 5783 nucleotides. It is a transcript of the gene CYRIA, whose product is annotated as CYFIP related Rac1 interactor A. The record is from RefSeq and is a predicted model, not a curated record. The transcript is spliced from 11 exons. The coding region runs from base 2707 to 3693 and encodes 328 amino acids. Gene Ontology annotation, molecular function: small GTPase binding. Lineage: Eukaryota; Metazoa; Chordata; Aves; Passeriformes; Paridae. Gene Ontology annotation, biological process: regulation of actin filament polymerization.